AUGUCGGCUUCUGCACUAUUGAAGAGCCGAAUUCGGCGACCUUCUUACUUGAAGAAGCUUGCUAAGGCAGAGGACCUUAUUCAUCACUUCCCUAAUGGCUCUUACAUCGGCUGGUCCGGUUUUACUGGUGUUGGAUACCCGAAGAUGGUUCCCACCGCACUGGCCGACCACGUCGAGAAGAACAAUCUCCAGGGCCAAUCCAAGUACACCCUGUUUGUUGGAGCGUCUUCCGGCGCAGAGACGGAGAAUCGCUGGGCCAAGCUGAACAUGAUUGAGCGUCGCAGCCCUCACCAGGUCGGAAAGGAGAUUGCCAAGGGAAUCAACAAUGGCCAGAUUAAAUUCUUCGACAAGCAUUUGAGCAUGUUUCCCUCGGACUUGGUCUAUGGUUACUAUACCAUGAACAAGCCCACGAACAAGAUCGAUGUCGCUGUCAUUGAAGCCUCCGCCAUCACCGAGGAUGGUGGCAUUAUCCCUGGUGCUUCGGUUGGCGCCUCACCUGAGUUGAUCCAGAUGGCCGAUAAGGUCAUUAUCGAGCUUAACACCUCAAUGCCCUCGUUUGAGGGCCUGCACGAUAUCGUUGGCUCCAGUCUACCUCCCGGCCGCAAGCCAUACCUCGUCAUGGCACCGGAGGACCGCAUUGGAACCUCAUAUAUCCCCAUUGAUCCCGAGAAGGUCGUCGCCGUGGUGGAAUCAACCUACCCCGACGUAACCCAGCCCAAUGCUCCCGAAGACGAAACCUCCCAAGCAAUCGCAAGAAACUUAAUUGAGUUCCUCAAGCACGAGGUCGCUCACGGCCGUCUCCCCAAAAACCUCCUUCCCAUCCAAUCCGGCAUUGGCAACAUUGCGAACGCCGUCGUCGGUGGCCUCGCCAAGGGCGGCGCAGACUUCAAAAACCUCAAAGUCUGGACAGAAGUCCUCCAAGACUCCUUCCUCGACCUCUUCGACAGCGGAAACCUCGACUUCGCCACCGCUACUUCAAUCCGCUUCUCUCCCGACGGCUUCAAGCGCUUCUACGAUAACUGGGAACGCUACGCUGGAAAACUCCUCCUCCGCUCACAGCAAGUGUCCAACAGUCCUGAAAUCAUCCGCCGAUUGGGCUGCAUCGGCAUGAACACCCCCGUUGAAGUAGACAUCUACGCCCACGCAAACUCAACCUGCGUAAUGGGUUCCCGCAUGCUAAACGGUCUGGGUGGAUCCGCCGAUUUCCUGCGUAACUCAAAGUACUCUAUCAUGCACACCCCAUCCACCAGACCCAGCAAGACCGACCCAACCGGUGUUAGCUGUAUCGUGCCUUUCGCCACACACAUUGAUCAGACAGAGCAUGAUCUGGAUGUCAUCGUCACCGAACAAGGUCUCGCCGAUGUGCGUGGUCUUUCACCGCGUGAGCGUGCCCGGGUCAUUAUCAAGAAGUGCUCGCACCCCGAUUACUACCCCAUCCUUACUGAUUACCUGGAUCGUGCGGAGUUUGAGUGUCUUCGUAAGGGUAUGGGUCAUGAGCCGCAUAUGUUGUUCCAGGCUUUCAAGAUGCAUCAGAAUUUGCAGGAGAAGGGUACCAUGAAGAUUGAUUCUUGGGAGUAG
Penicillium odoratum is the source of this 1578-nucleotide messenger RNA. RefSeq names its product acetyl-CoA hydrolase ACH1 (gene coaT). The record is from RefSeq and is a predicted model, not a curated record. Gene Ontology annotation, biological process: acetate metabolic process. Gene Ontology annotation, molecular function: acetate CoA-transferase activity; acetyl-CoA hydrolase activity. Lineage: Eukaryota; Fungi; Ascomycota; Eurotiomycetes; Eurotiales; Aspergillaceae. Gene Ontology annotation, cellular component: mitochondrion. Bases 1 to 1578 code for a protein of 525 amino acids. The transcript has 3 exons.